AUGAUAUUAAUUCUAAUUGCUAUUAUUAUUGAAAUUGCUAUAUUCAUCAUAUGUAAGAAACGAAAAGCAUGUUCUACUGACAUUGGGACAAUCACGAACCAAAAAACAUUCCGCGAUGUUGGUGUACAAACCAACGACGACUUUUUUGAAGAAUAUUCAUUGUUACCAAGUGAGAAUAAAAGCCAUGAUAGUAGUACGGCUAAUUUGGGCACUUGUAUGGAUCAAAAAGGCGAGUUACCGCCUAAAACAAAUGUUAAUGAUAAUGCCAAAUCUUUAAAAGACAAUGAUGCUGAUGCUAAAGAUUCAAAUUAUCAAGAAGCUGCCGAUUUUGAAAAUAAACCAGAUCCUAGUGUUGAUGUUGUAAAAAUUAAUGAUCCCAAGAAUGUCUCAUUGCAAGAAAUUCAUGAUGAACCUGUUGAUAUUUCUGAUUAUGAAGAAUCUCGUAUGGAUAAUGAUAAUAUUGAACCCGAAUCCGAAACAGUUGGUGGCGAUGUUGCAAAAAUUAAUGAUACCAAAAGCGCUAGAUCACAUGAAAAUUAUGACCAAUAUGUUGGCUUUAGCUCUGAUUAUAAAAAACCUUGGAUGGAUAAAGAUAUUGAACCUAAAUCCGAAACAGUUAGUUGUGAUCAUCAACAACAGAUAUCAAAUUAUCCAAUUACCGAUGAUAAUAAUUUUGAUUGGUGCAAUGAGGCUUCUAGAAGUGUUACAUUUCAAGAAGCUUAUGACAACAGACUUAAUAAAUUAGAUAACAAUGUUUGGGAAUCAAACAAUGAAUAUGAUGAUAAAAACAAUCAUUGGCUAACGAAAGCUUUUAUGUUUGAAGAAGAAUUGAAAAAUUCUACAAAUAACUAUUAUAGAAAUAGAAAUGAUAGACCUCAAAGUAAAGGCAAAGCUCCCAUUUAUACUUCACGAUGGAACAAUUCACAACCGCAACAAUACAAUCAACACUAUAGCAGCACCAGUGGAAAUUAUUAUAAUGGUAAUAAUAUUGGAUGCACCAAGUGCAAUUCAAGCAAGCAUCUCACUAUUGACUGCGAAAUAGUAUUAACAAAAAAUUUGCUUAUGAUUUUAAGAGGAACUUUUGGAGAAAAUUUUUAUAAUGAUUAUUUAAAAAAUAAUGAGUUUUAUAAGUAG
Entrophospora candida is the source of this 1134-nucleotide messenger RNA. Lineage: Eukaryota; Fungi; Glomeromycota; Glomeromycetes; Entrophosporales; Entrophosporaceae. The record is from the annotation of a GenBank genome assembly.